This is a messenger RNA of Aricia agestis (brown argus), 3755 nucleotides long. RefSeq lists its product as uncharacterized. The record is from RefSeq and is a predicted model, not a curated record. The transcript has 6 exons. NCBI's taxonomy places the organism in Eukaryota, Metazoa, Arthropoda, Insecta, Lepidoptera, Lycaenidae. The coding region runs from base 360 to 3647 and encodes 1095 amino acids.
CGCACCCGGCGGCGCCCGCUAGCUGGCACUGCCUGUAGGACUCGCUAGUUACUAGUCGGCUGUAAACGUAAACAAGCACACUCGACAAUCGACAUAUUCAUUUGGUCGCAUCCUUUUGUUUACGUGUAGAUUUACUAGUCGAGUUACGAGUAGAGUGCAGGUGUAGUUUUGAUUGCGCGUCCUCACCGAUAUUCCCUGGACCCGGGGGCUGUGCCGGGGGGGCUGUGCCUGGGGGCUGGGAGUGCUGGGAGUGAAUCCUAAUUCAUACGGACGAGUGAUCUGUCUCAGGCUACCUGUCGCGGCAGCACGCGCCGCCGCCGCCGCUGUCGCCCUCCUCCGCCUCCACCUCGUCUCUGCUGAUGCUCCGGGCCAAGCUGACGGCCUUCCCCGGCGCCGUGUACGACAAGGAGCCGGUCGGCGUGUGCGCCGCGCCGCAGCUCUCCGACCUCACCGAGGCCACCGAGCCCGACCUCGGCGGUGCCCCGCGGACUGCGGCCCGCCCCGGCGCGAUAGACACGAGCGGCUCCUCCCGGGAUACCCGACACAAAAUCGCUCCGUCCCCCGUCGCCGAGGACGACGAGACUGACGUGAGCCUCCUGCUCGUCGCCGCGACCGGGGACGCCGGGGACGCGGACAUCGUCGACCUGCUGGCUCGGGAGGCGCUGGGGCCCGAGCGCCCGGCCGCCGCCCCGCCCGCCGUCCUGCCCGCCGUCCCGCCCGCCGCGCGGGGGCCGACGAUCGUCAGCGACACGACCACCGGCGACUCCACCGUCGACUACGUCGAGAACACCCCGCUCGACGUCCUCGAGCGCGGCGACCGGCCGAGCUUCGACAACCGAGACGUAGAAAACUUUUUCUCCCGCCAUCUGGCCGAGAACGGAGACCGCGACGUCGCGGUGAGCCCCGCGCUCGCGAGGAGGAUCAACAGGAGCAGCUUGGAGUCCAGCGCCGGCGACGUCGCUUCGACGCCGAGCUCGGCCCACGGUAGUCGCGGGGUGGACCGGGACGUUUUGGAUUGUUUGAGUAAAAUGUUGGAUGAAGUUUGCGAACAUUUAGAUAGAUGCGUGGGCUACCUCCGGGCGGACGAGCGCCGCGACGCGAGACCGACGAUCGAAGACGUCGCCGAUCCGAGCGGCGCCGGACCGAGCGAGAGGAGAGUCGAGGAGAGAGCAUCGAAGAAAAUAAAACUUAAAUUCGCUGCGAGGAGUCCGAGAGUCGCUAGGAAGGGUGGGAAGGGUGGGCCCCGGAGGAGGAGAGACGUAUCGGAGCCGGCUCCGCGAUCCACUCGGGUAGAAAACGACAAUCGGGACCCGGAGGUGAAUCCGCACGAGGUGAUCCGUGAAAAACGAUCGAAAAAUAGUUGUGACGAAGCGCCUCCCUGUAGAACUCCGCAGACGCGCCGCAAGAGAAAGUUAUACUCGCCGAAGGACGUCGUGGACGAUAGCGCUUCGAUCGCCCCCCGGGAGAGCGAGGCCGACGGGUGUAAGAAAUUUUUGGACGCGCCCUACAAGGAGAUCGAGAACAUAAGAAAUAAAUCUUUGAUCGAGAGUCGCAAAAAGAUUCGAACGCCGCUGUCGAGCGUCCCCCCGCGGGCUCAGAGAUUGAACGACAUCUUCGACAGUUUAAAAAAUACGAUCGAGGGCGAAAGGAACAUCACCCUCGUCGCCCGAAACACCCGGAACAGGGGGGCCGUCUACAACUUCCCCAGCGACAGCGACGACGAGGACUUCCGGGCGAAGGAGAACGCGGUCGCGACCGGACGGCGCAAAAAGCGGCCGGCGAGGAAGCCGCCCGCGGGCCGAACCCGACGGAGGCCCGCCGGGAGAGGCGCCAAACGGGACCGACCGCCCGUCGAGCUGGAGCGAGCGCGGACGGCUCCGUCGAGUCCUUUGGAAAUAUCCUUCGAAGCGGAGCGGCCCAGGGAGCCGGCCGGCGGCGACCCCGAACCCGCGGGUACCUCGCAGCCCGCGAUGGAAUUCGUCGCGACUGACAGAGACGACGGGGACGCGAUCGAAAAACGCAGCGCGAGGCCGCGUCGAAAACGGCGAGACCCCGAGCGCCCUAGUGAAAGCCGAGGCUCGAAUAUAUCGACGUCGGCCCGACCGGUCGACGGGGACGUCACCGGAAGCCCGCUGCCGGGGCUGGUCGUCGAGGAGAUCCGCGCGGCUGACGACGUCAACGCCGCGUCGAUUUGCAACCUGGAGGGCCUCGACAUCACCGCGGACCGGCUCGCGCUCGAUAGAUCGCUUAGCUCACCGGCCGACACGCGACCCCGCUCCCGGCUCGAGCGGAAUUCGCCCGACGCCGCGCCGAGCGGGAGCCGAGCCGGGAAAAAACGUCAACUAUCCACGCGGAAAAGAAAGCCGGCCGACGCUCCGGUGAAACGGUGCCCCCGAUUACCCGCUCCCGAAACGAGGGCGUCGACCGACGACGCCGACCGCCGCGCCGCCGACUCGGACACCGGCUCCGAGAGGUCCAUCGCCACGCUCGGGAAGUCGCCGAUAACGGCCCACGGGGACGUCGACGAGGCGCCGCCGAGCGCGCGCCUGCUGGCCCGCCCGCUCACCGAGCGCCGGGCCAUCGAGGCGGUCGACCUGAGCGAGACGCUGCGGGCCUACUACGACGAGCUCGCCGGGGAGAUCGAGCGCCGGGGGGGGACGAGCGGCGGCAGCUCGGGGGGCGGCUCGGUUUCGAACCAAUCUCCGGUCGUCCUCGUGGCCCGGCUGUCCCCGGAGGUCAUCGGCGGGUGGACGCCGGCCCGUCUCGCCUCGGCCCGAAGCUCCUCCGGCGUCGUCGCGUCCCGGCCGACGUCGAGAGGGGUCGCCUCCGACGCGCGCCGCGAGCGCAUCUCGACGAUAUCGCCGAUCCUGCCGUUCGGUGACGGCGACGUCGGUCGCGGGAGGACGAGCGCACGGUCGCGCGAGGGGAGCGGCGCCGCGAAGGAGCCGGCCCGGCAACCUCGUAGCCGGCGGAGCGGCAGCACGCCGAGCUCCGGCGGGUACGACCCGAGAAGUAGCCGCCGAGGCCGCCGAGGCCGCGCGGGAGCGGCCAGCCCGGCCGGGAAGGUCGCGCUCGCGCACGACGACGUCCGAAGCGAGUCGCAGAUCGGCUCGGAGGAUUCGCCGUCACCCGCCGAGAGCCGCUCGACGAAGAGGAGGAGGCUGUCGGCGAUGCCGUCGCGCGCCGACGCCGCGUCCGCCGUCAGCGAGUGGGUGUGGAGGAGCGGCCGGGACGCCUCGCCCGAAUACGUGGCGGGGGACGCCGCCUCGCGGGCGCGGGCCGCCGCAGACGCCGUGCUCGAGAAGCUCGACACCACCCUGCAGGAGAUACAUCACAACACCAGUACCAAGUUGGUGAGCAUGUUCGUGGAGGUGGGUCGGGGCGCGGCGGCGCUGCGGGCGGAGCGCGAGCGGCUGUACCGCGCGGCGGUGCGCGACGUGCUCGUCGACGUCGUCGCCGUCAUCGACGCCAAGUUCACGGACCUGGAGCGCAGGUGCGGCGAGGCGACGGCGGCGUGGGAGCGCGGGGUGCGGGCGGCGGCGCGCGGCGUGCUGCGCGACGACUGCCGACAGAAGCGCGACCUGCUGGCGCUGGUGCGCGACGACCUGCGCGCCGACCAGCGCGCCGCGCCGCGCAGCACGCGCUAGCCCGGCCACAUCGUGCACUAUUAGAGUAUCGUCUUUUAAUAAUGCAGCGGGUGAUUGUCGUCAAUUUAAAUUAUUGUUGAAUCAACUCAAAAGGUAAACCUUUUGAGU